UGAGAGCGACAGACAGGCGGGCGUUUUAUCGAUUACAGCCAAUCUACUCUCACGUUUGUAAUACGUCUUCGUAGCUUUAGUUACAUCCGGGUGAAAACUUUAGGUUAUAGCUAUUGGCUUUCGGUGUCCAGGAUGUUCAGGUCGCUUCGGUUGUUGCUGCAGGUGCUAUGGGCCCAGCUGCUCUGUGGAUGGGUAAUGGGCUCCGAGCUAACCUUCGAACUGCCUGACAACGCUAAACAGUGUUUCUACGAGGACAUCAUCACCGGCACCAAGUGCACGCUGGAGUUUCAGGUUGUAACUGGUGGUCACUAUGAUGUAGACUGCCGCUUAGAGGACCCAGACGGCACUACACUUUACAAGGAGAUGAAAAAGCAAUAUGACAGUUUUACCUUUACAGCUGCCAAGAAUGGCACGUUCAAGUUCUGCUUCAGCAACGAGUUCUCCACUUUCACGCACAAGACCGUUUACUUUGAUUUCCAAGUGGGUGAUGAUCCUCCGCUCUUCCCCAAUGAGAACAGAGUCACUGCUCUCACUCAGAUGGAAUCAGCCUGCGUGUCUAUCCAUGAGGCACUGAAGUCUGUCAUAGACUACCAGACGCACUUCCGCCUCCGAGAGGCCCAGGGGCGCAGUCGGGCGGAGGACCUGAACACCCGUGUUGCCUUCUGGUCUAUCGGAGAGGCCAUCAUCCUGCUUGUGGUCAGCAUCAGCCAGGUGGUCCUGCUUAGAAGCUUCUUCUCAGACAAGAAGACCACCAUGACACGAGUUGGAUCGUAACAGCGUUUGGGCUGCAGGACCUGGUUCAUCACUUUUUGUUUAUAUCUGAGCAGGUGUGAAUAGCAUAGAGUUAGUAAGAACAGCAGUGCUGAUGUGAAGGUUUGCUCAUAUCAAACAUUCUGAUAUUUCCUUCUUGAUUAGCACUGUGGUUCUUAAAAACUUUAUGCAGAUAACUCUUGUGGCAAAAAUUGUGUUGAGAGGUUAAGUAAUAUGACAGGAGGGGCUAGAUGAUGUGGUUAUUAAAAACAGGUCAAGCUGGCCUGUGGUUAAAACAGACCUUGAGUUGUUAUGUUCUUGUUUUAUUUGUGUUUUUGUAGUGUCCAUCUUUUACCCUUCCCCAUCUGCUGCAUUUUUCAAAGUGCAGUUUGUAGAAAACAAAAUGUACUCGAUCUUCGGAUUUUUGGAUAUUUCUCCAAUCUUCAUCUCUGGAAUCACACUUGAUGCAAAGGUGGCUCUCCACAAAGAUUUUAUUUUACCAAAUAAAUCUAUUUGUUAAUAAAUAAAUCUGUUUACUAAUAGAAUAAAUAUGUUCAUUUAUUCUAAUAGGUUCUAAUAGAAUAAAUAGGUUCAUUUAUUCUAUUAGGUGAGCUAAAGAAAAUUGUUCUGGUUAUUGUCAGCUUUUCAUUUUAAAUUUGAAAGGAUGAUGCCAGAGAAAGACCAUCAUUCAUACUAAUUUAACACUCCUGCACAAAACUUUGGUUUGUACACUCAUCACACUUAAGUAACCAAAUACCUAUGAAAGAAUUAAUUGGUAAAGCAGUUUAAUUUCAAUUAACUCCAUGUUCUAUCAGCUAAUUAAUGCCUUGAUUUAUCGCCAAAAUUAAAUUAAGGAGUUAUACUGUUUUAUUUGUGCGUUUUGUGUCUGAAGGUGGUGAAGCCAACAAUUUUAACUCUACAAGCUUCUUCAAAUUGUGUUUAGUGGUUUAUGUAGUCCUGCCUUUUUCUGUUUUAAAGUGUAAUGGCAUAUUUAUCCUGUAGCCUUGUGUUCUUUUUAGUUUUAUGCAACACUGUUAUAAAUUUGUUUAAAAAGUUUUUUUUUCUCAACAAAAUACUUUCUUUAUUAUUGGGUUAAAGUUGUAAUUGGAAUCAAUCUUGUGCUGGCUAAUUGGAUUGUUUACAAAAUAAACAGUAAGCACCCAUA
Molecule: messenger RNA, 1915 nt
Organism: Gambusia affinis (western mosquitofish)
Lineage: Eukaryota; Metazoa; Chordata; Actinopteri; Cyprinodontiformes; Poeciliidae
Gene: tmed7
Product: transmembrane p24 trafficking protein 7
Exons: 4
Coding region: 133-774 (213 amino acids)
Biological process (GO): intracellular protein transport; Golgi organization; endoplasmic reticulum to Golgi vesicle-mediated transport
Cellular component (GO): Golgi apparatus; COPII-coated ER to Golgi transport vesicle; endoplasmic reticulum-Golgi intermediate compartment
Source: RefSeq, a predicted model, not a curated record